Nothobranchius furzeri (turquoise killifish) is the source of this 4202-nucleotide messenger RNA. Its product is annotated as myelin regulatory factor like. The record is from RefSeq and is a predicted model, not a curated record. Gene Ontology annotation, molecular function: DNA-binding transcription factor activity; sequence-specific DNA binding. Gene Ontology annotation, biological process: protein autoprocessing; positive regulation of DNA-templated transcription. Gene Ontology annotation, cellular component: endoplasmic reticulum membrane; nucleus. Lineage: Eukaryota; Metazoa; Chordata; Actinopteri; Cyprinodontiformes; Nothobranchiidae.
UUCCGGUACUUGCAGCAGCCCUCCUCCAGUGGGUGGCGCUCUUUACGGGUCAGGGUUGGGACCGGACGUCUUCAAAUAAACACCAACAUAAAAACAAGCAGCUGAAGUCCGACACAAAGCAGACAGAAACGUGCGCCUGUUCCAGGAAGGUGGCAGCUGGUUUAUUGCUGCACAGCUGCACCAGGUGAGGGAACACCUUUUACCUUCUCUUUUCACAGUUCAAAGUCCAACCGGGACUCAGACGUCCACACGCUCACCUGAGGAGUGGUACCUGGACAGAAGGACGUGGCUCUUUUCACCGAAGACAACGGGAUUGUUGGACAUGUCCGGAUGAACUCUAAGGAACUUGAGCCUGGAUCUGGUCUCACAUGGAUUAUACCUGAGCAGGUGGACGAAGACAGAUUCCUGCUGACUGACUGAGAGGCGGCCAUCUUUGAGCAGAACACAGCUGGAACCCUCUGAGUCCUCCACGCCCACCCGUUGCUGCCCCCCCAGUGGGUGGCAUGGACCCCAGAGCCAGCAGGCCGCUGCUGCAGGUCCUUGGGGAGAAUGAGGCGUUGCAGCAGUUCUUCAGUGGUCAGGAUGUUGGAGGCGUGUUGGACAGCUCUGUUGCCGUGGAUACGAGCGUCUUGGAGCAGUACUUGUGUAACGAUAUGGACCCCAGCAGCUUCAUGCUUCCUGAGUCCCCUCCUGAUUCCAGCUCAGAGGCUUGUUCCCCUCCACAGAUACCAGAUCUCAGGCAUGAGCGGACCUGCUGGACCACCUGGACGGAGGCGUUGCACCCGGAAACCCGAUCUGUCUCCGGUCACUUUAGGGAUCGAAGUUCCAUCAGUUUAAAUUUGGGUCACGUGACUCAAUCCUCAUCCUGUUGUUUCAAAGAUCAAGGCUCCGCCCCCUCCCUCUCUGACCUAAUGACCCAAGAGCCGAUCGACACUUUGGGGCUCCCUUACGUCCAGUCUGGGUCUACACCCGUCCUUCACCGUCCUCUUCAUCAGGACAGUCGUGGCUCACCUGAGCCUCACCUGAACCCAGAAAACUGUUUACAAGGUUACACCCCGCCCACUCCGCCUCCGUCCCUCCCUCCCUCCAGCACCUACGUUUCACCUGUUACUGGUCCCACCACGCUCCCACAUCGCCCCUCACCAGCCUUAAACCGUCUCCUGGGCUGUGCCCACACUUCCACCUCCACACCACUGACCUGCUCCCAGGAGGGGAAGAAGCGGAGGAGGUCUGAGUCCGAUGACCUGUUUGAGGCUCCUGGUGGUGAAGCUGAAAGGACUUUUAAUGGCAGUGUGGGGAAUGCUGUAAAUGGACCAGGUCUAGGAUCUUCCCAAACGCUCGCAUGGGAACAGUACAGACCAGAGCAGUGGAGCUCUUUGUACGACCAUCACUACCAAACCCUGCCCCCUCCUGUCUGCUGUGUCCAUACAGAUAAAGGCUUUAACUACUCUCCGUCUGACGAGGCCUUUGUUUGCCAGAAGAAGAACCACUUUCAGGUCACCGUUCACAUUGGCGUGGCUGCAGAUCCACUUUUCGUCAAAACUCAGGAUGGACCACAGGAAGUCGACUACCUCCACAUAAAAGUGUUUGGGGUUAAGUUUGAAACUCCGAGCCAUGAGGUGACGAUCGAGCAGUCCCAACCCGACCGAAGCAAGAAACCCUUCCACCCUGUCAGGGUCGCCCUGUCUGGUGGAAGAAUAAACAAAGUGACACUUGGACGACUGCACUUCAGUGAAACGACGUCCAACAACAUGAGGAAGAAAGGCAAACCCAACCCUGACCAGAGGUACUUUCAGAUGGUGGUUGGUCUGUACGCUGCCGUCGGACAGGAAACGUUUCUUCUGAGCGCUCUGGUGUCGGAGAGGAUCAUCGUCAGGGCGUCCAACCCGGGUCAGUUCGACACAGACAGCGACACCUUGUGGCAGCGCGGGGCGGUCCAGGAAACGGUGGUCUGUCAGGGUCGAGUUGGGAUCAACACUGACUCACCUGAUGAAGCUUUGGUGGUUUGUGGCAACGCCAAGGUGAUGGGCGCCAUCAUACAGCCGUCUGACUGCCGCGCCAAGCAGAACAUUCAGGAGGUGGACUCGGAGGAACAGCUGAAGAGAAUCACGCAGAUGAGGAUCGUCGAGUUCGAUUACAAACCAGAGUUUGCCUCCAGCACGGGGAUAGAUCACACUCACCAGACAGGAGUGAUCGCACAGGAGGUCAAGGAGCUGCUGCCGUCUGCAGUCAAGGAGGUUGGAGACAUCACCUGUUCAGAUGGGGAGAAGAUCCCCAACUUCCUCAUGGUGGACAAGGAACAGAUCUUCAUGGAGAACGUGGGGGCCGUGCAGCAGCUGUCCAAGCUUACAGACAACCUGGAGACCCGAAUUCAGGAGCUGGAGGUGUGGAACCGCCGGCUGGCCAAGCUGAAGAGCCUGACAGGAAGCCUCCGCUCCGCUGGGAAGCCUCAGAGACGCAGCAGUGUGUCGACAACCUCAACUUCAGAGUCGAGGAAAAGUGUGAAGCUUCAGAAGGAGGGAGGGAACCAGCGAUGCGGCGACUGUCAGCAGAAUAAACUCCUACAAGCCGGCUCCGUCAUCCUGCUGCUCGCCGUGGCGUUUUGCGUCAUCUCCGUCUCAGCUCUCUACAUCAUACACUUUAAGGCUGGAGACGUGGACGUCCCUCCAGGCGGCAGUGAUGCCGGUCCGGUUACUACACAGACGACGGUUGGCACCAGCACAGUGCCGGCCACCAGGCCCCCGGACUCUUGGCCGCCUGACGUGGAAUUCUGUCACCUGCUGUACUGUGACGAGGUGUACUGCUGCCCUUCACCUGCAGGGGGCGGCACACACUACAACAUCACUGCUCCAAAAACAGUGAGCACAGACAGACGAACAGAAAAAGUGACACGCCACCUGAAAAGUGCCCGAGACUGGAAAAACACCACCAUUCACACAUUCAUGAUUAAAGAAAAUCAGCAGGUGAUCGACUCCAAAUACUGCGUUAGGGAUGGAUGUGGGCCCGGAAGAUUUAUCUUCAGAGUUCCUAUCAGCCAGUUUGUUCCCCUCAACAUGAAAGUCACUCUGCUCAUGAACUCCACAGAGCUGUUAGUGGUUCAUCUGUGUCGCUCAGAUGAAUCCAGGACUUGUUCUUCUCUGCUGGAUGCAAAUACGGUCACGGGAGGGAGGUAUCCCUCAAAUACACAAGGGGACCACGAGUGGCCGCUCCACGUGGCUCGGCUGUACGACGGCUCGUAUCACUUCCGCUCUGCAGUGGCUGGUCAAGCAGACUGCAGUACUGACCAUCACUACGCGGGGGCGCUCUUCACAGACUACCACUUCAGUUUCUACAGGCGCUGCACAUAAGCACCGGACACCGGCCCCACUGCACCAGUCCAGCUCCGGCCUUCACUGUGCAGACACCUGCUCCUGCGGGCGUCACUCCUCUGCUCUUGUGGCGCUUUUAUGGCUGAGUUUGUGUUUUUUAUGGUGAAAUGAGCGUCCUGUGGUGAAGAGUUCACCAACACAAAACCAUGUUUGACAGUUGAAUCUCCUCCAGAUUCCCACUGAAGUAAUGAAGAGUUUAUUCGGUUUAAACAACCAACGCUUCUUAAUUGUGUCCGCUCUUAGACGUGAGUUUAGUAAUGGUGUUGUUGCACGUUUCGUUUGUCCACGUCUGAGGCUUAAAGGGGACUCCAGCCGGAUGGAGACUCAGCUGAAAGGUAACUUCUGCUUUCUUUACGUUUUAGUCCAACUUUCCCGGUGAAGCUCCGUCACGUUUUCCGUCUGCUCGGUGAACUUUGAUAAUCCUGUUGCUGAGGGAUCCUGGGAAUGGGCCAUGGACGUAAUUUUGGGGGGGGGGGGGGGGGGGGACAUGUCCCCCCACUUUUUCCAACGUCAAGUUUUGACCCCUGCACUUUUUACCAUCCAAAAACAAUAUUACGCUAUAUUAAACUGACACUGGUUGAGCUCUAGGACCAAGCGGAAAGCAACCGUUUGUGUUGAAGCCUGUUUCCCAUUAGAGCAUACUGUAAAGAUACCCCCCGUGUCCCCCCCACUUCUAAAGUGAAAAUUACGUCCUUGGAAUGGGCCAGUGGGACUUUUCAACCAUAAAGCUUUAGUUUUGAAGUUGUAUAACUUUUGUUUGUUUAAUUGUAAAAACAAGGACAAACAGCUUAUUUUUUAAAUGUUAAAAAUGAAUAAAUUUAUUUUCCAACAGAC